UCACACUUCACACCACUAACAUCGGCCUGCCCCAAAUUUCGAGAACAGCUGCAUUUUUACCAGAGCUCUUGAUAUAUCUUCCGUAAUCAUCAUCAACAGAUUUUGCGAGGCUUUACCAUCAGUAAACCAUCCAAUAAGGACAGAGGUUGCCAUGAGGGCGAUGUGUAUGAUCAUCCUGGCCUCUCUGUCGGUUUCUAUGUCACCCAUGACUGAGUGUCAAAGUCUGCCGGCUGAGGAAGACCCGUCACUUAGUGAGCUUUUCCAGCGUGCUGAAAGUCUACUCAUCAGCUCUAUUCUCACACAGAUGGAGGACGAGAAGAACGCCAACGAAGAAGAGUUUCUGUCCCAGUCGGAGUUGAUGGAGAAGAGGCAACACCCGGGCAAACGGCAACAUCCUGGUAAACGCGAGGAUGUGGACUACGAAGACGACACAUCCCUCCAGAAGCGACAACAUCCUGGGAAACGAGAGGAGGAAAGCAUGAUGAUUAAAAGACAGCAUCCCGGAAAGCGUCUGUCUCUGGAGCAAAUGAUGGCGGAGAAUCCGAGCGCUCAGAGCUGGCUGUCCAAACGCCAGCACCCGGGAAAACGGUACCUGAUGCUGCUUCAGAAAAGACAGCAUCCCGGCAGGCGCGAAUUAUACGAGAGCGGGACCACAGGAGACCUGUUGGAUGUGGAAAAACGUCAACAUCCUGGAAAGAGACUGUGGAAAGCGAAGACCGGUCCAUGCGAGGAUUGGGAUAUUGGGGACUGUGAUCCAGCCAGUAUCCUGCUCGAGAUUCUGGACAACGCAAGUAAAAGUCGCGCGGAGGAGAAGAGACAACAUCCCGGGAAACGGUUUGAUACAGAGGAAGAUGCCACGGAACAGGAUUAAUUUUAGAGGAGCGUGUAAAAUGUGAUGAGUCCGAUGAAUAAUAAUAAUGAUUAUUUUCAAAAUAUCAUAUUAAUGGGAAAUGCGUCUGUCUCAAUGCGUCAUAUGUUUAACCGGUCGCUUUUAAGUUUUUUAACAUUUCAUUAAAGCAAAAGACCAAACAAAGUCUUAUUUUAAAAUGUGCAGAUGCGUUACUGUUAAUUUCUCCGUGAAAUGCUGAGUUGUUUCUGUAUUCGUAAUGCCCAUGUCUCUGAAGUCAGACGUUGUUAUAUGUUGCACAUUAACGUUAUACGUACAGAUUUUAAUCCCUGCACUGCAACUGUGCUGGUAUUAAAGCUAUGUUGCAAAUGAGAUGUACUAAUUGAGCGAACCAGAUCGUAUUCUGCUUAAAGUUCAUCUUUUGAGGUCUCAGUAACAUUUCAAAUAAGGCACAUUAAUGCAUGUGGUCAAAAAAGAACUUAAAUGAGAUUUCUAAAUUACUUUAUUGUGUGAAAUGUACAUUUUAAAUGAACAUUCCUUGCCGAAAUAUUUUUCUACAGUAUUCUUGCAUGAAGAAUUUGCAACCUGUACAUUUUCAUUAUUUUGUUCUAUUGAUAUAGAGCAUAUAAAUUACAAUUAUGUUGUACAAUAAAAUGCUUUCGAUGCCGA
Messenger RNA from Paramisgurnus dabryanus, 1516 nucleotides. It is a transcript of the gene trh, whose product is annotated as thyrotropin-releasing hormone. Gene Ontology annotation, molecular function: thyrotropin-releasing hormone activity. Gene Ontology annotation, biological process: histamine metabolic process; positive regulation of insulin secretion; hormone-mediated signaling pathway. Gene Ontology annotation, cellular component: secretory granule; extracellular region. The record is from RefSeq and is a predicted model, not a curated record. NCBI's taxonomy places the organism in Eukaryota, Metazoa, Chordata, Actinopteri, Cypriniformes, Cobitidae.